AUGAUUAAUUUAUUCAUAAAUCCAAGUAAAUCUGUGGCAAUACCCGAACAAAAUUAUGACGACCUGGUUGGCUAUGUGAUCCAAGAAACGAACCUAACACCAGAUAGCUUCUAUUUGGAACAAAAUGGUAAACGUUUACAAAGCAACCCCAGUCACGAUGCACCUGUUUAUUUACGUCUGCGGCUAUUGGGUGGUAAAGGUGGUUUCGGUUCUAUGCUUCGAGCCAUUGGGGCACAAAUUGAAAAGACCACCAACAGGGAGGCCUGCCGUGAUUUAAGUGGUCGUAGGUUGCGUGAUAUAAACGAAGAGAAACGUUUAAAGGCAUGGUUGGAAAAGCAGGGUGAACGUGAGCGUGAAGCAGAGGAAAGGAAAAAACGUAAAAUUGAAAAGUUGUUGGCCGUGCCGAAACAUGAAUUCAAAGAUGAAGAAUAUGAACAAGCACGUUCGAAGUUAACCGAAAAGGUGUGUGAUGCUGUGGAGGAAGGUUUUAAGAAGGCGGCGGACAAAAGUGAUUUAAAACGUAAAUGUGAACCAUCUACAUCGGCAAAGGCGGCUCCAGUUAAGGCAAAAAAGCCAGCCUUAUGGAUUGAUGAUGAUUUGUCAGGUUCCUCGGAUACUGAUUCAGAUGAUAGUGAUGAUGACGAUGCUGGCAAGAAAAAUAACAAAACAAAAGAUAAGACAGCUGAUACGAAAUCUAUAGCACAGGAUGAGUCGAGUUCUUCAAAUGAUUCUGAAUCCCUUUCAAAUAAAGUGUCACCAGACGAAGAAACAAAUUCAUCAGAUGACUCAAAAUCGGCAGUAUCAGCUGUUAGUAAAUAA
Messenger RNA from Musca vetustissima, 819 nucleotides. RefSeq names its product splicing regulator SDE2. The transcript has 2 exons. The record is from RefSeq and is a predicted model, not a curated record. The coding region runs from base 1 to 819 and encodes 272 amino acids. Gene Ontology annotation, cellular component: nucleus. NCBI's taxonomy places the organism in Eukaryota, Metazoa, Arthropoda, Insecta, Diptera, Muscidae.